Molecule: messenger RNA, 1499 nt
Organism: Pelagomonas calceolata
Lineage: Eukaryota; Pelagophyceae; Pelagomonadales; Pelagomonadaceae
Source: the annotation of a GenBank genome assembly
UGAUGGGCUGCCCACCUGGGCACAGCAGCCUAGACGCCAAAUGAAGCGACUACUGCUCGCAGCAGCAGCAAUAACAAACGCCCUCGACGUCCAGGACGUCGCCUACGCCGUCAUCACCUCCUCACCGGUCGCCAAGGACAGGCUGCCACCACUGGAGGAUGCUUGGAUAACCCCAGCCCGCGCCCGAGGCAUCACGGUCCUCGUCGUCAGCGACGCGUGCGACGACCGGAAUUGCGUCGCCGUCGCCUGCGAGGCCAGUCAAGCGGGCGUGCCGUGCAAGUCGGGCCGCGCCUUCGUCGAGUUACGAAAAAGAGCGUCAGCUAAAUGGUUCGCGCGCGUCAUGGACGACACCUUUGUGGACGUCGACGCAUUAACGUGGCACUUGGCAGCGUACGAUAGUACGAAGCCGUACUACGUGGGCGAUAUGGCGAUCGCAUACGCAGAUCAGGAGGAGCGCUUCCGCUUCGCCUGGGGCGGCGCGGGCUGGGCCCUCUCGGAACCCGCGGCGGAAUUAACGGAAAAACACCUGGACUUCUACUUCUACUUAGUAGAGACGACGGGCUGCCCCGCUCAAACAUGUAACGCAAAUAUGUCCUGGCCGGCGCAUCAUAACCAUGACGGACGAGGCUUGCGUUUGAACAACGCGUACGCGGAUGAUGUCGUGUUUGGCCUCUUCAUGUCCGCUUUAAAUAUAGAAGCCGUAGGCCCAGCAGGGUUCCAGCAGACGCCGCUCGACAUUCUGGGCGGCGCGCCACCGUGCUCCUCAACAGAAAUGGAGGCGGCGCGCGUUCGUAAAACUACAUGCGUGAGCGGCGCCACGGGCCGCGUCCACGCUCUUGGUGGGUUCUUCGACGACAACCUGGCACAAACGGCGCGCGCCGUGGCCACUUCUAGUUGUAGGGGCGCGCAACGGCCCGCCGCAAUUCAUUUAGGUGAAGAGACGGGCGGGCCCCUUAAUAAACUGUGGCGUGCCCAGCUCCCUCAUUUGACGGAGGCGUUCCGCGGCCGCGUGCUCGCGUCGGUCCCGCGCGGCUCGCCGUUCCACUACGGCCGUUUAUGUGUGGUGGAGGGCGCUCCUAUCCCGCCGACGGAACUGGACGGAAUGCCGGCGCCGCUGCCGCUACCCUUCGAGAGCGGCGGCGUCGAAGACUCGGUGCGCGUGGGCGCCUGCGACGAUCCCGAUCACGUGGCGCGCCGCGCGUGCGGCGCGCUCGGGCGCGACGACGACGCGUGCGUCGACCAGAUGCGCGCCAUGGCAAUGCGCUUGCGCGACGCGCUCUGGAACCACCGCCGGCCGGCCUCCGCGGAGGUCACUUUAGGCGACGGGUCGACGACGACCGUUGUUGUAGAGGCCGGCGAGGAUCCUUCUGCUGUCGUGGCCGCGGCGUGUUCCGAGUACGACCUCUCCGGCAAUGACUGCGCAGUUUUGAAAGACUGGCUCGCCGCGCGCGGGCCGCCUAUUGUCUGUGAUGUGUGAAACGAACGAUUAAGUUACAAUA